CACAUUUUCCUAAAUAUGAUUAUAGUUUUGGUUUGUUUCAGAGGAUUACUCUACAAUGGCAAGAACAAUAUGCAAGCUUGGGGCCUCAUUGUGCUGCUGAUUUCCAAAGCUGCCGGACAUUCUGCAGAUAUUCCUGACAUGGAACAAGACAAGGCAGCAGGUGUUCUACAUAGCCAGAGGGCACUAGCUGAAGUAACAGAAAUGAUCAGAACAAGUCACUUGGUGCAUAAAGGCUUGGUUAAUUUGCAGCCACCAAAUAAUGUAGACGCAAGCGGCGAUAUGAUGUUUGGAAAUAAAAUCGCUCUACUAAGUGGCGACUAUUUACUAAGUAAUAGCAGUAUAGAAUUGGCCAACCUCAGAAACCAGGAGUUAGUAGAACUGAUGAGUUCGGCAGUGAGAGAUCUAACGGAGGCCGAGUUUGUUGGGCCCCGAGACCGACAGAAUAAUCCGUUGCCGGCCAAACCAAAAGCGAAACAAGUGGAGUACAAACAGUUUAUAGAAAAUAAUUUGGAGCCACUAAUUGUGAGUGAGGCGUUAGGAAAUGCGCAGGCUGAGUGGACGUUGAGGAACGUUUUAAAUGCUGGUUCGCUCCUUGGAAAAUCUUGUCAAGGUACAUUGAAACUAGCGGGUCAUUCGGAGGACCUACAAGAAAAGGGUUAUCUAUUCGGAAAACAUUUAGCCUUAGCCUGGCAGGCAUGUCUAGAUAGGGAACCCUUUCAACCUGGCUCCAGUGGGUCUUUCAGUCUGGUUUGCGCUCCUCUGAUGUUCACUCUACAAAAUAAACCGGAACUUUACGAACAUAUUGAGAAAGGACUCGAAAACGUCGACGAGGUCGACUAUGAUCUGCUUAGGGCGGAGGUUUUGGAAGGGCCAGGGUUAGAACUAACAAAAAAACUUCAAAAGGAACAUUCGCAGGCAGCACUCAAAGUACUGAACGAACUUCCAGCUUCAGAUGCAAGGACAGCCUUGGCUAAUAUUAUUGCUGCCGUGCAAGAAUCGUAGACCUCCGUUUUGCACUGCAUCUUUUUUUAGUUUUGUUUGCGGGAAUGUUGGGAUUUGAGCGUUUAUUUGAAAAGUUUUAUCCGGCGUAACUUCGUCACCAAACUAUUUACUGUGAUAAGUGCUUUUACCAUAUUUUAUAGCAAUGUUCCUAGCUUUUUUGGCAUUGCAUUGUAAAUUUUUAAUUAUUUAAGUGAUACCAGAAUAAAUGCAUACAUUUUUUAUUCGUGGGAAUGGGAGAAAUAAAUAUAUUUUUGUACAUUUUACAUAUGCAUAUACAAUAAAAAUUAAUUGUGUCUUGGGUGGAUUUUAGAUAAUACUUUAGGAUAGGAACAAUUCAGAAGCAACCUGUUAUGGCCAAAUCAAAAACUUAUUAAUUUCUGAUAAAACAUUUGAAAUUUAUACUUAAAAUGGCUUUGUCCAAUAUUUAUUGCACAUAUCACAGUGUAAAGAUUGGAAAAUAACAAACUCGUAUUGUACACAUUUCAGAUUAUCAGUACUCAAAAUUUACAGUUACAAUGAACAUUAUAAAACCUUUAAUAUAUUUACUAAAGCUCGUUUUGCGUCCGUUGCUCGGAAUUCGUCUAAUAUAUCAAAACAGUUCUUUACAAAA
Messenger RNA from Dendroctonus ponderosae (mountain pine beetle), 1612 nucleotides. RefSeq names its product all trans-polyprenyl-diphosphate synthase PDSS2-like. Bases 16 to 1002 code for a protein of 328 amino acids. Gene Ontology annotation, cellular component: transferase complex; mitochondrion. Gene Ontology annotation, molecular function: prenyltransferase activity. The record is from RefSeq and is a predicted model, not a curated record. The transcript is spliced from 7 exons. Gene Ontology annotation, biological process: isoprenoid biosynthetic process; ubiquinone biosynthetic process. NCBI's taxonomy places the organism in Eukaryota, Metazoa, Arthropoda, Insecta, Coleoptera, Curculionidae.